Amphiprion ocellaris (clown anemonefish) is the source of this 2930-nucleotide messenger RNA. RefSeq names its product thyrotropin receptor-like. NCBI's taxonomy places the organism in Eukaryota, Metazoa, Chordata, Actinopteri, Pomacentridae. The coding region runs from base 20 to 1984 and encodes 654 amino acids. Gene Ontology annotation, molecular function: thyroid-stimulating hormone receptor activity. The record is from RefSeq and is a predicted model, not a curated record. Gene Ontology annotation, cellular component: membrane. The transcript has 10 exons. Gene Ontology annotation, biological process: G protein-coupled receptor signaling pathway.
CUGAUGCUCUGCUUUCACAAUGAGACCUAAUUUGAAUCCCUCUUUUUUUACUUUCAUUCUUGUCAAGGUUACUCUUUCUCUGGAAUACUGUCCACUUCAUUGCCAGUGUGACUGGGACAUCAGCAGUGUGUCAUGUUUUGGUGCCGAAGUCAUGCCUGUUUUCCACUCCAGCACACAAGAGGUGUGGCUUGUGGGGACAAAGCUUUCUUCUGUUCCUCAGAAUGCCUUUGCCAACUUGGCUAAUAUUUCUCGCAUAUACAUCUCUGAUGAUGAUACUCUUAGAUAUCUAGAGAGGCAUUCUUUCCACAACCUGUCCAUGGUCACGCACAUACAACUAACUGAUAUGAAAACACUAUCAUACAUUGACAAAGAGGCCUUUAAGGAUCUGCCUAAGUUAAAAUACCUUGGGAUCACAAACACAGGUCUCACUUCCUUUCCUGGGCUGCAGUAUAUUCAGUCCAGUCAAGAGGAUUUUAUUUUGGAAAUAGUAGAGAAUGUCUUCCUUCAAGUCAUACCUGCUAAUUCUUUUACUGGAAUAUCUGCAAAUUCUUUGACCAUCAUGCUGAAUGACAACGGUGUGAAAGAGGUCCAGCACUGUGCUUUCAACGGGAGCAGACUGGAGGAAGUGUACCUUCACAGAAAUGUGGAUCUGGAACGAAUAGAUGAAUUUGCAUUUUAUGGUGUGAUUCAUGGCCCAACUCACUUAGACGUUUCAGAAACCAAAAUAAGCUCUUUGCCUUCAGUAGGCAUGGAGACCAUUGAAAAGCUCCAAGCUAAAAACACAUGGGCCCUGAAAGUACUUCCACCAUUUAGGGCCUUUCUCCAUUUACAGAGUGCUGAACUAACAUUCCCAAGCCAUUGUUGUGGUUUAAAAAUGCUGAAAAGAUGGAGAGGACACUCUGAGGAAGUUAUCUGCAACCUGACGGGGACUGCUUCAGAGAGGCUGCAGGAACACUUUGGAGCUAUUUCUCAAAGACAUCUUGGACACAAAAUCUCCCAACAUCCGACAGACAUCUUUGGUCUUCAAAGAACUGGUUGGAUGAAUCACACUCCCAGCAACAGCCUCAUUUGCCCGACCAGACAGUCUCAGACUGAAGGUUUGUUUUAUGUGGAAUUACCUAAAGAGCAUGCCAGUGAAGAUUUUGAUUUUGCACUAUGUAAUGAACUUCACAGCAACAACAGACUCUUAUGCACCCCACUGCCUGAUGCCCUGAACCCCUGUGAGGAUGUAAUGAGUCAAGGCUUUCUGAGGGUCUUGGUCUGGAUGGUCAGUUUGUUAGCCAUUUCAGCCAACCUAUUGGUGUUGUUCAUCCUGCUGACCAGCCAACAGAAGCUGUCCGUUACCCGUUUUCUUAUGGGUCACCUGGCAUUUGCAGACUGCUGUAUGGGGAUGUACUUGCUGCUUAUUGCGUCUGUUGACUUCUAUACACGCUCCCAUUAUUACCAUUAUGCUAUUGCCUGGCAAGCAGGAAGUGGCUGCAAUCUGGCAGGAGCGUUAUCAGUGUUUGCCAGUGAGCUGUCAGUGUUCACGUUAACUUUCAUCAGCCUUCAGCGCUGGCAUGCCAUCUUCUACGCAAUGAGGCCGGACAGAAAAAUUAGGUUACGCCAUGCAGCUGUGCUAAUGCUCAUUGGGUGGUUGCUGUGUGUGAUUGUAGCACUGCUGCCAGUGGUUGGUGUCAGCAGUUACCAGAAAGUCAGCAUUUGCUUACCUAUGGACACUGAGACAAUUGCUGCUCGGACCUACAUUGUUUCUGUCUUGAUGGUUAAUGUCCUUGCUUUUAUAGUGGUGUGCUUAUGUUACCUCCACAUCUACUGUAUGGUUCACAAUCCCCAGCAUGACUCCAGCAGAUGUGACACCAGCAUGGCCAAACGCAUGGCUGUUCUCAUUUUCACUAACUUUCUGUGUCUGGCUCCCAUAUGUUUCUGUGGUUUGUCUGCAGCUCUCCACCAACCACUGAUGACGCUCACAGAUUCUAAGGUGUGAAUUGUUCUUAAGCUUUAAUCAAGAUAUUGUUCAGUUGAAAGUAAAGCCUGAUUCAUAUUUUUCUCCAUAGGUGCUGCUGGUGCUUUUCUAUCCUCUCAACUCUUGUGCGCACCCAUUUUUUUAUGCUAUCCUGACCAAAGCGUUUCACAGAGAUAUCCUGAUGUUGCUGAGCCGGAUGGGGCUCUGUCAGCGGCAAGCACACCUCUACCGAAGCCAGCUUGUCAGUGUUGCUCCCCACACAUACAGAGACACAAUGUCUGCCCCACAUGCCAGCAUACACAUCCCAAAAUGUGCAGAAAUCGCUUGGCCACAAAAAAUGCCAUUUAAAUUUGAUUAAUAGUCUUAUCAAUCGAUUUUUAAAGCAAUAACUAUCUUGCAUAAAUGCUCUUACAUAUUCACAGAACCUAACCAGAGCAUACUAUGGCAUAUGAGAAUUCAUCCAUUCAUUUUUGAAUUAUUUUACCUGCAUAUUUAUGAUGUGGUUGUUAUUUGCCAUUCCAAUAUAAUGAUCAAAGUUAAUGAAUUCAGAACAGCUUUGAUUCAUUUUGGCAUUAAUUCAGCAAGUCUAUAAAACUACUGGAGAAAUGAGACAUCAUUCAUUUGAAUGAUUUUCAAACAUUUGGUGUUCUGAUGACAGUGGUGAAGAGAACUGACUUAACACGUCCAAAAUCUCCUCCAGUUGUUCAAUUGGGUUGAGAUCUGGAGAUUGCGAUAGCUAUAGCGUGUAAGGCACAAAACUGUAAUACUAAUCAAAUGAUGAGUAACCCUUGUGUCCUAUGAAGGCACUGUCAUUCUGGAAGAGACCACUCCUAUCAGGAUAGAAAUGUUUCAUCAUAGGAAAAAGGUUAUCAAAAGAAGUUUGUAUAGAAUUGCAGUUACCUGUCCCUUUAAGGCAACAGGUUCAGGUUUUUCCUGCAAUUUGCUACUCAUCUGUAUCUGUUAUCAG